Fonsecaea monophora is the source of this 318-nucleotide messenger RNA. RefSeq lists its product as hypothetical. Gene Ontology annotation, cellular component: endoplasmic reticulum membrane; COPII-coated ER to Golgi transport vesicle; Golgi membrane. The transcript is spliced from 4 exons. The coding region runs from base 1 to 318 and encodes 105 amino acids. The record is from RefSeq and is a predicted model, not a curated record. NCBI's taxonomy places the organism in Eukaryota, Fungi, Ascomycota, Eurotiomycetes, Chaetothyriales, Herpotrichiellaceae. Gene Ontology annotation, biological process: endoplasmic reticulum to Golgi vesicle-mediated transport.
AUGCUCAGUCUUUUUGGCUUCGGGCCGUUCAUCUACGCGAGUUGCCUUCUCCUCAACGCCAUCGCGAUCCUGUCUGAAGACCGCUUCCUCGCUCGAAUUGGCUGGGGCAAAACCUCUUUGAACGACCCUUCUGCCGGCGCUGCGUUCGGUGCUCCCGGUCAGGACCCGGAGAGCUUUCGCAGCAAAGGCAUCAACCUGAUAUCGAGUGUCCGCACGCUAUGUCGAGCCGAGCGAUCCAAUGCUCUAUCUGCAACCCAUACUACGAAUGAUCCGGGCGAAGAGUAUCAGACAUGGAUGUAUCAGUCGCUGGAAGCCUAA